UCUAGGCAAGUAAAUAUCGUCGCUUUAGUGAACUUAUUUAUUUUUCUUUAGAGAUUUUCAAUAUGUUCAUAAUGUGAUAGUAUUAAAAUCGAAGCCUGAAGAUUUCAUCUCCCGUUUGAUACCUUAAAAUGCAGGUCAUCUGUGAUGAAUUAUAAAAGUUAAAACAGUAUUUGUAAUGAAUUUAAUAACACUCUUGACAUCGAGAAAUGGAGAGACAACAAUGUAAUUCACUUCAAAACUUUGAUGAUCCAAAAACCGAAAUUUUGAAGAAAAGAUUAUUGAAAUCUGCUAGUGGCUCGGUCACCACUAAUCUUUCGCAGUAUAGUUCCCAGCACAAUGUCUUACUGAAUACUUUACGCGCGCCGAUAUCAAGCAGCAUGAUCGUGUCCUCGGUGCAGGCCCCUCAAAGCUCCAUGCCCAUAACUCACAAUUUAGUCACCCACUCCAUAGCUCCUAUGAAAAUUCAUGCUAACAAUGCAGGUUAUCCUCUUUUGUCAACUGUACAUGUUCCUGUGCAAAUCCCAGGUUCAAAUUCCAAUAUAAAUGUUCCUGUUCAAUUAUCUGGACCGACAAGCAGUGUACCAUUACAGAUAGCACCGGUUAGUCUCCCCCUGCAGGUGUCAGGAACGACUAAUGUGCCUGUCCAGUUACCAGCAGGAGAAACCAUUAAUGUGCCUCUCCAACUCCCUGGAAGCCAGAACAUCCAACUAGCAGCACCAUCACUGCCCUCUAUGCCUAUUUUGCAAAACACCAGUCAGCCACUACACAGCUCCAUAAUUCAUGUACACAUGGGUACCAAUCCUCGUCCAACUAACAUGGAUGGGACAUCUGAUAUGACUGUGUCUAGUUCAACACAGCUGCAGAUGCCCGAUUCCUCUGUGCAGGUUAAGUUGAAUAACCAAACAACAGUGUCUCAAGUGCAAGUAGGGCCGAGUCCAGCUGUUGUACAGAUUCCAAAUUCAAAUAACAACUCUAUUCAAUUGGCUCUGCCGAACACAGUUAGCUCUGGUGCAGUUCAGUUGCGUGGAGCUACGAGGACAGUGCCUCACAUGGUUUACAUCCAGACACCCACUGGCUUGAAACCUGUGACUAGCACAGAAGUCAUCAGCCAGGCCAGCACCAGUGGAAACCCACCACAAAUUAUUGUAAGGAGACCUGUAAACAACAGCUCCAACAUUGUAAUAUCUAAACCCAAUAUUGCUCCAAAAGUGCAGACGAACAAAUCGUCAAUUUUAGCCCCAGUCAACCCUACCCAACCUAUUGUCAUACAAAAGCCCAAAUCCAAUGAUAAAAUGAUGGUACCAGUCAGUAUCGCUCCUGGAAACCAAGGAAAACAGGCCAUAGCAUACUUAGGUUCAGUCAAAAAGCCUGCGAACAAAAACACAGAGAAUCAGUCAAUACUUAUAUCAAACAAUCAAACCAAUGUUUCUUCAAAUAAUCAGAAGCUAUUUCUGACUCCUAUGAACAUGCCAAAGAUACAAAACACCAAGUUUAUCUUGCCUGUAACAUUACCAGCCUCAAAAGGCCCGUUUAUCAAUCUCCAAAUUGCUAACGGGCAGAUUCAAAAUGAUCCGCAGGGAAGCAUCACAGUAAUGAGGGAUUCUGCAUCAAUGGAGGGUUCAGAUAUGCCACCGCUGCAGCCUUUACCUAAAAUCAAUGCAAAUGGUAAAGACAGCUCUGUACCUCAGAGCCCUAAAAAUGACAAAGCAUUUACUUUCUCGAUAUCAGGCUCCAGAGCUGAACCUACUGGUGCGAUAGGCGAAUACACACUGUCAAUUCCAGAGACCAACUCUGCUAUGAAUGAAGAUGUUUAUACAGUGUCAAUAGCUGAUGAUGAUUGUGGACAAACCCGCGAACAGUCUUUCACUCUUUCUAUACCAGAAAAGGGUAAAAGUUUACUAAACAGAAGUUUGCACGAUAGAGAUGUAGCGCCCGGUACGAUCCCAGCGCCGGCCAUCUUACGGCGAUCAAAUUCUGACAACAGCGAGAAGAAAACCGCAAAUGCUAACAUUAAACGACGUAUUUCUCUCUGUAAUGAAAACUUGAAUAGUAAGACUGUGAAACUGACAAUGCCAUCUAGGAAGGCAGAAAAACAUGAAGAAUCUGAUAAUAAUGAUGACCAUCGUGUCCCUUCACUGUUUUGUGAUGAAAAGCUAGACAAAGACUUGGAAACUAAAGAUAAUAUGGAUGAUUCAGAUACAGAAGAUUAUAAAGAUGUAAAAAGUGAGACUAUGGAUAACAAUGAUCACGAUGCAUACUACCAGAAGGGAGAUUUGAAGAAAGAAAACAGUUAUCUGAAAGAAAUGUCAGAUGGGAUUUCUGAGGAAGAUCCUCCAGGACUGCUCUGGAGCAAUGGUGUAGCUGUAUUGCAAGGCAGUAACUUGCAAUUCCAAACUAAUGAGUUUGGAAUCAUUGAUUUAAUUGAGAAUAGUGAUCAAGAGGAACUUUUGGUAAAUCCUUCUGCCAAAUAUCAAACACCAUUAAAGCAGCGCGCGGAAAGGAAUAAUACCAAUAAAAAGCGAACAUCUCCAGAAGAUAUGUAUCGCUGCGACGGCUGCGGAUGCCACGGCAUGGCGGCCGAAUUCAUAACCCCUAAUUUCUGCAGUUCUGCAUGCCAAAGUGAUGUGCAAAAAGCUAUACAGAAAAGGAAGGUUAUAGAAAAAGCUGAGAUGACUAAAAAGAAAAAUAGGCUGAAGAAGAUAUUUAUGAAAAAACACCUUUCUGAAUCUGACAUGUUUUGGGACAGUAAGGAAGACAAACUCAUGUUAAGGCAUUACGACUCUACGCCCGCCGACACUCAAACCGAUGAAGUGAAGAUGGAAGAUCUGAUUGUAAAUGAGAAAUAUCCGUGGAUGUGCGGUAAAAAUGGGUUCUCUUGGAUGCGGUACCUUGACAUUUGUAAGGCGAAGGCUGUUCCGUGUAAAGUAUUUAAAGAUCCGUUUCCGAAUCCGAACCGGAACGGUUUUAAAGUGGGGAUGCGUCUAGAGGCAAUCGAUCCCCAGCACCCGUCGAUCUUUUGCGUGGUUUCCGUCGCCGAGGUCCAGGGCUACCGCAUGCGGCUCCACUUCGACGGGUACCCUGAUCUGUAUGACUACUGGGUGAAUGCAGACUCAAUUGACAUAUUCCCUCCGGGGUGGUGCGAGAAGAACGGGAGGUCUUUGAAGCCCCCGGCUAACUACACUGCAUCUUCAUUCUCCUGGCCGAUGUACCUGAAGCAGAUAAGAGCUAUCGCCGCGCCGAAGGCCCUGUUUUCACAUAUCACUAAUACGGUAUUCAAGCCGAACUGCUUCCGCGUCGGCAUGAAGCUGGAGGCCGAAGACCGAAAGAACGAUCUGGUGUGCGUGGCCACGGUCACCGACGUGAUGGAGGGCCGCCUGCUGAUCAACUUCGACAGCUGGGACGAGAUGUACGACUUCUGGGCUGACCCCACCUCGCCCUACAUACACCCCGUGGGCUGGGCCGAGGAGAACGGCUACUCUUUGACGCCUCCAAACUUCUACAAGGAUCCAGAGCAGUUCUCGUGGGAGAGCUACCUGUCGGAGACGGGGUCGGCGCCGGCGCCGCCGCGCGCCUUCAAGCCGCGCGCGCCCAACGGGUUCAAGGCCGGCAUGAAGCUGGAGGUCGUCGACCCGAGGGUGCCAUUCCUGAUCCGCGUGGCUACCAUCAGCGAAAUCAAGGGUCAUCAAUUGCGCGUGACCUUCGACGGGUGGCCCGACGACCUCUCCACCUGGAUGGACGAUGACUCUCCUGACCUGCAUCCCGUGGGCUGGUGUCUGAAGACUGGACAUCCUUUAGAACCGCCACUGACGGAGGAGGAGCUGCAGAUCUGCGGGCCGUGCGGCGUGGGCGGGUGCCGCGGCCUGGGGUCGGCGCGCGGCGGCGCCCACAAGCAGCACGCGGCCGCGUCCUCGUGCCCCUACUACACGCGCCGCGCGCCGCCGCCCGACCGCCUGCAGCCCGCCGACGCGCUCCGCAGGGCCAUACCAAAGCCGAUGAAAUCACACUCCAUACACACAAGCACACCCACCAGUGAUUCAGCCAAAGAAAAACCACAACGAGGGAGACCUCCGAAACACAAGAGGGUAGAGAAAGUUACAAAGAAUGAUCCAACGUCAGACGACGAAUCCUUAUCAAGCGGCGGUUGGAAGCGUCACCGCGCUUCGCCCCGGCCGGGCGGCGCGCGCGCAGCCUCCCGCCGCGAGGAGGGCUCCCCGCCGCGCGGCGCGCACGUCGCGCGGCUCGUCAGCGAGCUGGCGCUGGCCGCCGACCCCACCUUGUGGUCGGAGAAUGACGUAGUGGCGCUAGUGGGGCGGAUAGCGGGCGCCGCGGCGGGGCGCGGGGCGCGGGCGGCGCGGCUGGCGGGCGCCGAGCUGCUCAUGGCGUCCUGCGAGGAGCUGGUGACGGGGCUGCGGCUGCGGCUGGGGCCGGCCGUCAAGAUAUACUCAGCAGUACGGCAGCUAAGGGAGACUGCCACGUGAUCAUCGGCCGACGCCGUCGCGGCCAUUCUACUCUAAAGUGUUCAAGUUUUUCAUAGUUAAAUUCGGACGAUCUCUGCGUAUUGUGUGUUAAUAGUGAAUAACUGUGUUAAGUGUCUGUAGUGCCAUUGCAGAUCUAUGAAAUGUUAUAUCAAUGUGCGGACAUUAUCUGUCAGUGAAUACCUCUCUUUUUGGUAUUGGUAUCUUCACCAGGACUAUAUUUUCUUUUAGGCAUAGACAAUGAGAUUUCUAACUUUUGACAGUGAUCAGAGAGUUUUGUACUUACUACCCCCAAAACGUGGUGCUGUGUAAGAGUGUACAUUUUGCUCACAUUACAAGUCAUUAAAUAUAAUGUUUGUGAAUUAUAUCCACAUUUUGAGAAGCAUUAUUUUUUUAUCUAGUUAUGAGUUUAGUCAAUCUCUCUGUGUACAUAGUUAGGCUUAUUUUGUGGAGUGCAGAGUCAAUUUUCACUUGACAAUACAAAUUGAUUGACGUCAUGAAUAAGUGAAUCUAAAUUUUUUAAUUGAGUUGAGCAAUAUCAAAAUUAGCACAAAAUGAAUUAUGUGUAAAUCAUGCUUUAAAUGCUGUGGUUGUGACUAAGCGAUUCUAUUUUGUGUCAGUAAUAUUUUUUUUUUACAAAAUUUGUAUUUUCAUGUAAUUGGUUCUAUGAAAUCAUAUCUGUAGAUGGAAAGAUAAAUUAAAUGUUUAUAAAUUGUGUACUCCACUUGUAAAUAGGCAUUGGAUGCCAAAGUUUAUUGUUGUCUAAGUAUUGUUCGAUUUUAGUAUAUCUUAAGUUGUAAAUAAUAUUGUAAGAAUGUUAGUGCAAUUUAGUAUUUAUUAUACAUGUCAAGCUCAUUAUUUUAAGUUUCUCAUUUUUAAGUUGCACUAUUUGUUUGCAGUACAUAAGGAGAUGCCACUAAUAUACCUUUUCUUAAUAAAAUUUCUUGUGACAAUGGAAUUAGAAUUAUAGCAAGUUUGUUUGGCAAUAUGGCAAAUCAAUGCUUUAUUCAAUCAUUUUUAUCAUCAUCAUUAAAUAUUAAAAUAUUAUUGCAUUCGAUUUGCAAUACAAAUAAUAAUUUUCUCUAGUUUUUAUUAAUACCAAAUGUUGAUAUAUUUUUCUAUUUUAUUAUAUAGUCAUUCAUUCGCUAUGAAUCUUGGCUUCUUUAGCAUUGUUAAUAUUUGGGUUCCUGAUUAUAAUCUAUAUGAAAUAUUUGCAUUAUUCUGUAAAUAAAUGUACUGAAUGCAGGCUAAUAAGUUUUCAAGUGGCCAUGUACAAAGUGAGAUAUUGGUAUUGUAAGUUUUUACACAAAGCUGGUUAAUUAAUAAGGAGAUGCCAUUUUAACGGCGUAUACUAUUCUAAACUGUUGUUCCGUAAUAAUAA
Amyelois transitella is the source of this 5856-nucleotide messenger RNA. It is a transcript of the gene l(3)mbt, whose product is annotated as lethal(3)malignant brain tumor-like protein 3. Bases 207 to 4478 code for a protein of 1423 amino acids. Gene Ontology annotation, cellular component: nucleus. Gene Ontology annotation, molecular function: zinc ion binding. The transcript is spliced from 13 exons. Lineage: Eukaryota; Metazoa; Arthropoda; Insecta; Lepidoptera; Pyralidae. The record is from RefSeq and is a predicted model, not a curated record. Gene Ontology annotation, biological process: regulation of DNA-templated transcription.